Oncorhynchus kisutch (coho salmon) is the source of this 5829-nucleotide messenger RNA. Its product is annotated as recombining binding protein suppressor of hairless. Gene Ontology annotation, cellular component: nucleus. Gene Ontology annotation, biological process: regulation of transcription by RNA polymerase II. Lineage: Eukaryota; Metazoa; Chordata; Actinopteri; Salmoniformes; Salmonidae. Bases 130 to 1653 code for a protein of 507 amino acids. Gene Ontology annotation, molecular function: RNA polymerase II cis-regulatory region sequence-specific DNA binding; DNA-binding transcription activator activity, RNA polymerase II-specific. The record is from RefSeq and is a predicted model, not a curated record. The transcript is spliced from 11 exons.
CUUUUUUUUCUUACUCUCGUUUAUAUCUGUUCCCGUCGGGGUUCUUCUGUUCGUUGUGUUUGUCCCAGCGGCGGUGGGAAUGGAUUUGAGAUCUCGCGAUUGUUGGAACUUUAGAAGUUCCAGUGGAAAAUGGCGCCCGUUGUGACGGGGAAGUUUGGUGAGCAAGCUCCACCGCAGCGCCUGACGAGAGAGGCCAUGAGAAACUACCUGAAGGAGAGGGGAGACCAGACCUUACUCAUACUACACGCUAAAGUGGCACAGAAGUCUUACGGCAACGAGAAGAGGUUCUUCUGUCCUCCUCCUUGUAUCUAUCUGAUGGGCUGUGGCUGGAAGAAGAAGACAGAGGAGAUGGAGAGAGAGGGCUGUUCAGAGCAGGAGGCUCAGCCCUGUGCCUUUAUAGGGAUAGGAAACAGUGACCAGGAGAUGCAGCAACUCAACAUAGAGGGGAAGGACUUCUGCACAGCUAAGACUCUAUACAUCAGUGACAGUGACAAGAGGAAACACUUCAUGCUGUCAGUCAAGAUGUUCUAUGGUAACAGUACAGACAUAGGAGUCUUCCUUAGUAAGAGGAUCAAAGUUAUCUCUAAACCGUCCAAGAAGAAACAGUCUCUGAAGAACGCUGACCUGUGCAUAGCGUCAGGUACCAAGGUUGCGUUGUUUAACCGGUUGCGUUCUCAGACUGUCAGUACCCGCUACCUACACGUGGAGGGAGGGAACUUCCAUGCCAGUUCACAACAGUGGGGAGCCUUCUACAUACACCUCUUGGAGGAGGAAGAGCCGGAAGGGGAGGAGUUUGCGGUGAGGGAUGGAUACAUCCACUAUGGUCAGACUGUCAAACUGGUCUGUUCUGUCACUGGUAUGGCGCUGCCUAGACUGGUGAUCCGUAAGGUGGACAAGCAGACAGCGUUGAUGGACGCAGACGACCCAGUGUCUCAGCUUCACAAGUGUUCCUUCUACCUGAAAGACACAGAGAGAAUGUACCUCUGUCUCUCACAGGAGAGAAUCAUUCAGUUCCAGGCCACGCCCUGCCCCAAAGAGCCCAGUAAGGAGAUGAUAAACGAUGGAGCCUCCUGGACCAUCAUCAGUACAGACAAGGCAGAGUACACCUUCUACCAGGGGAUGGGUCCUGUACCCUGUCCUGUUACACCGGUCCCUGUGGUGGAGAGUCUACAGUUGAAUGGUGGAGGUGAUGUGGCCAUGUUAGAGCUGACGGGACAGAACUUUGCUCCAGAUCUCCGAGUCUGGUUUGGAGAUAUCGAGGCUGACACCAUGUACAGGUGUGGAGAGAGCGUGCUCUGCGUGGUGCCUGACAUCUCCGCCUUCAGAGAGGGGUGGCGCUGGGUCCGUCAGCCCGUCCAGGUCCCCGUCACCUUGGUCCGCAACGACGGAGUCAUCUACUCCACGGCCCUCACCUUCACCUAUACCCCAGAACCAGGCCCUCGUCUUCACUGCAGCGCUGCCGGAGCCAUCCUCCAGACCCACAGUCACAGUAUCUCCUCUUCCUCAUCCUCACCUUCCUCAGGGAGUCUGGGGAUGGGAGGUUUAGGGGGGUUGGCGGAAGGACAGACGGGCUACGGGAUUGGUCAAGGGGGAGGGUCAACCAAUAGCGUUGGGUUGUUGUCGGGUUCAUCGGUGAUGUCAGUAUCGUCAUAGCAGCGGGGAAGUGUGUGUGUGUGGGGGAGGUGAGAGGCUCAUGGACCUGCUUUGAAACCACCCUCGCUCGCUCAAGGACUCUUUGGAAAGAGAGCGAUUGAGUUGAAGAGGAGAAGAGAAGAAGAGAAGAAGAGAGAUGAGGUUCUGAUGAAAGACAGACCUGGAAGGAGGGGGAUCCCCUCUCUCUUGCGCCCCCGUGUGGUCGGUUGUGGACAUGACACUGCAGCCUGGGUCAUUCAGUCUGGGAGAGGUUUCACCUCCAGGAUGACACAAUAACUAGGAGCCCUUUUUAUACAUUUGUUGGAGAACAACUUUUUAUUUUAUUUUCAACACUCACUCUUUCUACAAAGUUUAGAUACAUUUUUUUUUGGACCCACAACAAAGAGCUUUGGUAAUGAUGGAGAUAUCACUCGUGUGCAGAGAAACGUCAUUAUAUUGUUUUAUGGGUGAAACAUUUAUUAUAGUAACAAUUUUUACGGACCAAGGAAUAUCAUUGUUAUUUUAUUCUUUAUGUUAUUUUAUAAGCUUUAGCCGAGGUACAUUUUUCAAAUGUUUUUUUGUUGUAUUAUAACAUUUUAAGGAGUACACUUUUUUGUUACCAAAUAGUUUUUUUCUCCAUUUGAGAGAGAGAGAGAGAGAGAACUCUGAGGAGAUUGAGUAAUGUGAUUCAGGCUGCGUCUCAAUCGGCCUAAAAACUGGAUUCCUCCCUUUUAUUAGUGUUGAAAGAGUGACGUGACCUCGGGGUGCUUUGUGCAAGUCUUAAAGUCUGGAAAAGGUCAGGGUUGUAAGUUAUCUGAAUAGGGCAAGAGUUGAAUAAGUGAAAGCAAACUCGAAAGUAGGUUAUCUCUCUCUCUCUCUUUCUACCCCAUCUCUUCCACCUUCUCUGUCCUGUCCGGAUUAAGGAGAGGAAAUUAGGCUUGGUGGUAAAAGGGAGGAAGGAAGCCAUUUUGAGACGGUUGACAUGCACCCCAUAAUCUCAGCCAGUUUCUAUAGCAACCUUAAAUCUUCCUGGCCAAUCGCCUUAAAUUGAUCAGUCUCACCAGACCUUUUUAGAAGAAACGAAAAAAAUAUAUAUCCAUAUAUUUUUUUGGUAUGUUGUGUGUGUAUAUAAGGUUGUCGUUUUGUGAACAUGUCUAAGAAUGUUUGGUCGACACUCGUCAAGCCCAAGGCCUGGGAAUGUUUCAUCAUGUCGUUGGUCUCUGUCUCUCAAAUGACACCUGAUUUCCUAAAUAGUGCACUACUUUAGGCCAGGGCUCUCCUAUAGGGGGAUCCUAAAUAGUGCACUACUUUAGGCCAGGGCUCUCCUAUGGGGGAUCCUAACAUAGGGAUUGGAGUGCAGUUUGGGAUGCAGAGUUGGUUUUUACACUACCGUUCGGGCCUCAUUCCCAAAUCGGCUCCUUGCCCGUAGUAGACGUUUGUGCAAAUCUGAGAGGAUUGUACAGGUAUUACCAAUAUGGUAAUCACCCCUGUGGCCUUCUAAGCUUCGGGUAAUUCGUGCCAUUUUUUGUUUACUUAGUGCAUACUAUCUAGGGGUCAUUUUGCUUACCUAGUGCACGCUAUCUAGGGGCUAGGGAUUGGUUUGGGACUGGACAGAAGUCUUUAAAAAAACAAAAUAUUUACGAAGAGCUUUAAAAAUGCCACAACUGCCUUUUUUAGCUUGUAACACUUUCAAGCAGCUCCCCCUCUUAUCUAUCUAAUGAAGCCGUAGCAUCAAACAGAAAAUCACUUGCGUCGCUAAGCUGAUAGCCCCACUACACUUAUAAAUGUAAUUCGCUAAAGCUUCAUUGGAAUUCAAUUGGCUAAGCUAAUGGCUAAUGCUACAAUGUAAUUCUAUGAGUGAAGCUAAGCUGAAGCUAAUGCUACUGUGUCGUUCUAUUUUAGUGAAGCUAACGCUAACGCUAAGCUACAAUGUAAGUCUGGUAGUGAAGCUAAGCUAACGCUAAGCUAAGCUACAAUGUAAGUCUGGUAGUGAAGCUAAGCUAACGCUAAGCUAAGCUACAAUGUAAGUCUGGUAGUGAAGCUAAUGCUAAUAUGUAAUUAAUGUCACUUGGCUCUACGGCUAAACUUAAUUGAAAUCACGAUACCUUUAAAAAAAAUAAAAAACACUCCCUAGCAAGAGACGGUUUUCUGUCUCACCACUGUCUGUCUUCUCACAAAGUAGCCUCUCUUUUUGUAGCUUAAGUGUUUCACACGUCACAUUUUUAGGUAGCCUAUCAGUCGGUGUUUUUUUUUCUCAUUUUUUUCAUUUUUGUUCAUCACGAAGGGAAUCAUUUUUCCUAUGUUCAGCGUACAACUACAAUGUUUUCCCUCCACUGUAGAAAAAAAAAAAGGUUAUUGAAACGAUUGCCAAAAAAUAUGUCCCAACUUUGUUGUGGGUCAGGUCGGUGGACCUGUUCACCUGUUGCUUAUCUGUCAUUGGUGCUGUACGACGUCGCAAGGGGAUGGUUGCUCUGUUACUAUGGGAACAGGCUAUGAUAACAUGUACUGUAACUGGCUCUAACUGAUUUUAUUCAAGUUGUAACAGUUUUAAUAUUUUUGGGACGUUUUUCGUCUUGGAUCAAUGCUCUUACGGCUGUUUUUUUUGGUGUUAUUCAUUGAUUUAAAAAAAAAAAAACACUGUGGAAGUUAUUUAGUUGGCAAUCGGUUCUCAAAUACAGGUCACCAGUUUUUGGACUUUCUUGGAAGAAAUUCUCUUUGUUCUGCUCUGCUUUUAAUUUGUGGUGCCUUUGCCUCCUCUUAACAAGUACGAGGAACAAUAUAACUGUUCUCAAAUCUGUGGUCCCCACUCAAACCCUAACCAGUAUAAGCUAACACAACUAUGAAACUGGCCUGGGAUCAUUUCUUACGUGGUGAUUAUUUUUUUUCCUCACUUCAUAUUGGUGUUGUGUCUCUUGGGUCGUUAUUCACUAGGAAACUAAAACGGAAUCCAACUCUGCAGGCAACGACCUGAACGUGUCUCAAUAAGAAACCUUUUGUUUUUCCCCAUUGCAAAACAUUCUGCGUGAUUUGCACUAAUGAAUACAACCCUGCCCCCCCAAAACAGUUUUCCUCCCUUCCCUGUUACAGCUAAACCGCUCGUAUUGCCUUGGCUCACUCCAUAGGCUGAGCUAUCGCUGGUUCUGGUGUGUGAAGUGUGAAGGCAGGAUUUUGUUCCAGCUCUUAACAUACCUAAUUUAAUUUAGUCUAAUCGUGGUCAAUAAAUCAAUUCAAGACCAGGAGUAGUGGAUUCAUUUUCUUUUAACCUUUUAUUUAACUAGGCAAGUCAGUUAAGAACAAAUUCUUAUUUUCAAUGACAACCCACUGUUCCUAGGCCAACUGCCUGUUCAGGGGCAGAACGACAGAUUUGUACCUUGUCAGCUUGGGGGUUUGAACUUGCAACCUUCCGGUUACUAGUCCAAUGCUCUAACCACUAGGCUACCCUGCCGUGUUCAGGGGCAGAACGACAGAUUUGUACCUUGUCAGCUUGGGGGUUUGAACUUGCAACCUUCCGGUUACUAGUCCAAUGCUCUAACCACUAGGCUACCCUGCCGUGUUUGAGCUGGAUCGGGACAAAUACCUGCACACACACAACUCUUUUAAGAUGAGAGUUGUGUUUCCCCCGGCCUUAUCUAUAGUCUAGAUGAACCUAACGCAGAAAUAGCCACCACUCUGUGGUUGUCUGGGUUGAAGACACUGAUCUGAUGCCCUAAUUCACACUAAAUGGAGGCUUGACCAGUUCAGCUCGGGUUUGGCCCGAUAGUUGUGAAUCAAGUGUUUGUUUGUUUGUUUUGCUUUCCUGAGAACUGAAACGAUAAACAAUACUCUUAACAUGCCAAAUGAAUCAACUUUCCCCCCGUUUUUAACUUUGUGUCUGCAAUCUGAACCGGGACCCUAUUCCAUAUACAGGUCAUUACCUACAGAGUCUAAUGUAUCACUAUGUAGGGAAUAGGUUGCCAGUUCAGACAAAGUCUGUGGUUUUCCUGCUUUUGGACCUCUUGAAAGCCAGCUUCUUCUUUUUUUUACACCACAUAAAGAAGGCAGAACAAAAGAAAUCAAAUGCAUUGAGUUUGUUUUUUAAAAAUGUCUCUGAAUAAAAUGUCUUUAUGUCUUCAGGCUCUCUUGGUUGAGCUCUGAAAAAAGGGCAGGUCUGACAGCAUUGGAGAAAGAAAAGGUCAAGAAAUAAAAGUUGGGAGUUGG